Molecule: messenger RNA, 1734 nt
Organism: Anopheles nili
Lineage: Eukaryota; Metazoa; Arthropoda; Insecta; Diptera; Culicidae
Gene: CSN3
Product: COP9 signalosome complex subunit 3
Exons: 7
Coding region: 1-1287 (428 amino acids)
Biological process (GO): ubiquitin-dependent protein catabolic process
Cellular component (GO): COP9 signalosome
Source: RefSeq, a predicted model, not a curated record
AUGGCCUCACCCCUAGAGCAUUAUGUCAAUCAUGUCCGGGCGCAAAGCAGUCAAGGCAACUUUCGCGAGUUGGUCGAGUACCUGGUGGAAUCAAACGAGCUGGUAACCAAAAAUGGCAACAUCCUAGACAACGUGCUGGAAACGUUAGACAUUCAACAGCACUCGUUGGGGUACCUGUUCGUAUUAGCGGCGAAAUUCUAUGAUUCAAGCGUAAAAAACAUACUCCGAAGCGUACGGGAAUUCAUCACUUCCUGUAACGGCGAACAGGUCCGGCAUGCACCACAAGUUUAUUACGAGCUGUGUCACCACCUGACGACAGCGUUGGUGAAAACCAAAAAGCACAUAAUCCAGGGCAUCCAUGUGCUGGCGUUAGCGGUGGAGAAAAUCCGCCUGUUCAAUACCCAGCUAACGCCCAUCCACGCCGACCUGUGUCAGCUGUGUCUAUGCGCGAAGUUGUUUAAUCCGGCGAUACGCGUGCUAGACAUAGAUAUCGCCGCGAUCGCCACCACCGACGAUAACUACUCGGACACAAAGUACUUCCUGCUGUACUACUACUACGGCGGUAUGAUCUACGCUGCCGUGAAGAACUAUGAGCGGGCGCUGUACUUCUUUGAGGUCGCCGUGUCGACACCUGCCCUGGCAAUGUCGCACAUUAUGCUCGAGUCGUACAAGAAGUACAUCCUUGUGUCGCUCAUCCUGCACGGCAAGGUGCUGCCAAUACCGAAGUACUCGUCCCAAGUAAUCACGCGGUUCAUGAAGCCGCUCAGCCACGCGUACCAUGAUCUGUCAGCCGCGUAUAACUCCUCGUCUCCGGACGAGGUGCGGAACGUAGUGAACAAGUUCCGGGAUACGUUUCAGCGCGAUACGAACAUGGGCUUGGUGAAGCAGGUUGUUGCCUCGUUGUACAAGAAAAACAUUCAACGACUGACAAAAACCUUUCUUACGUUGUCGCUUGCCGACGUGGCCAGUCGGGUUCAGUUGAGCGGACCUGCCGAGGCGGAGAAGUACAUUCUCAAUAUGAUUAAAUCGGGUGAAAUCUUUGCCACAAUUAAUCAGAAGGAUGGCAUGGUCGUGUUCAAAGACGAUCCAGAGGAGUACAACGACCAGGAGGUGUUCGAAAUGGUGCAGCAUCAGAUAGGCUUAGUGAUGGGGCUGAACAAGCAAAUUCUUAAGAUGGACGAGGAGAUAAAGCUCAAUCCAGUGUUUGUUAAAAAAUCGUUUGGCAACCAGGAGGACGACGGCAUCGGUUGUAAUUCGAAGGCGUACAGCAGUGAUCCAACGGAAUAAGUUGUUAAAUUUGUGUAAAAAAAGACAAACAGAAAACAAAAGAAACUCCAACAUUAGUAACGCAGCCUCGUGAGAGUGUGGCACAACGAUAAAAAGGCAGGCAACAGACGCAGGAACAGGAACGAUACGAAUCCCAACGAAUCGAAUUGAUAACUUAAAUGGCAGAUGAAUCUGGGUGGAACAGAUGUAAAAAUGCGAGGCGUCUAGAAUGGUCGUUUCUACUACUACUACACGCCCAAGGAAUUGUCGAUGGAUGUCCUUCGCUCCUUUUUUAAUCCUCCACAAUCUUCCUCCAUUCCUCCGUUGUAGUGUCUUGGAAGUUAUGUUUUUCUUUCCAUUGCCCUCCAUGUCUUCGGGUCGGAAAAAUUGAAAUUUCUCCACUUUGUUGCCCACUCCAUAGCUCCCGUCCUCCCACAUCUCUAUGCCGCUAACGUCACUCGAUGAGUA